AUGCCAAAGUCAAAGUUAACUGGUCCUUGCUUUAUUCAUAAUUGUUAUAAAAAUUCUAACAAUUUUAGAUGUUUAUCUGAUAGAGCUAUAGAAAAAGCAACUUAUAAAGGAAAUCUUCAAAGAUAUCCUUAUUUACAACAAGGUCAACAAGUUUGUUUUCCCCAUUACAUGGCUAUUGUUAAAAAUCCUCCAUCUGUUAAAGAAAGAGAAGACAGAGAAAAAGAAAUUAUUCAAUAUAUCAACCUAAUUGAAACAAACAUCAUACCAGCAUUUUCAACAUCCUUUGACAUAAAUUUAUCAUUUGGUGAUAAAAUAAAAAAAAUGACUACAGUAUUAUACAAUAAGAGGCAUGAUAGUCCUAUAUUUGAUCCUGAUGAGUUUAAUAAAAUGCUUAAAGAUAAUGAUUCAAAUUUAAAAGGCUUUUUCAAUGAAGUAUGUAAUAUAUUAAUACCAGAAGACCAUUCAGAAUAUAAUAAAAAGGAAGAUAAAAAGAAAGUUGUUACAAUUUUGUAUUUGAUGGCUGGAAUCCGGAAUAAACAUGCUAAUAAUUUUAAAUUAGAACUUGCCUUAUAUCUUAUAGGAUCAGGAACAUCUUGUGAUAGAAUUGAUGCACUGGGUAAUGCUGGAGUUUCAGUUACUUAUAAAACUGUAUAUAAUUAUAAAAAGAAAAUUGCAGAAGAACAUCCAUUAAGAGUAAAAAAAUAUUUCAAUGAAAAUAAAAAUAAUCUUUGUAUAUACAACCUGGAUGAUUAUCACAAUAUUCAUGAAAAAAGACAUUCAAAUCGCACUACUCUAUCAGAAGCAGUCAAAAAAAUUGAAGGAUCCAUGCCU
Molecule: messenger RNA, 831 nt
Organism: Entrophospora candida
Lineage: Eukaryota; Fungi; Glomeromycota; Glomeromycetes; Entrophosporales; Entrophosporaceae
Source: the annotation of a GenBank genome assembly